Molecule: messenger RNA, 4046 nt
Organism: Malaclemys terrapin pileata
Lineage: Eukaryota; Metazoa; Chordata; Testudines; Emydidae
Exons: 2
Coding region: 2072-3076 (334 amino acids)
Source: RefSeq, a predicted model, not a curated record
GCAUUUCUGAAUCUCUUCAAGCAAGGUUGAGCAAUUCCCUGUUGUGGCCUCAUGCAGCCUCCUCUUCUUUGAACCUCACUUCUGCCUGCCACAUUUGAAACUCGCAGUCCUUUUCCUUCUCUUCCACUUCCAGUCUGGCCAGCUCUAGUUUUGUAGCUGCCUCAAUGGUACUCAUUUUUCUGCUUUCUUGUGCUUAUUUCCCUCACCCAAAAUAAACAAACAGAAAAUAACAAAACGGGUGACCUCCUCCUGACUGUUGUUAGCCACUGCAUUUAAGACUCACUUAAAAUCACAAAUAUCUGUGCUUAAAGUGUGACCUUCACUCAGAGUAACAAGCCGUACUGUGACAAAGUUCCUCCUCUAUCUUGGUUGGUCCUGCGCUUAUUGGCAGAUUUUCUUGUCUCAGAGAUUCACCAUGUGGGUUGAGGAACAGCCCAGAGACCUUCCCCUCUGGAAGAACUCACAGUCCAGGUCAAUUGGGAGGUUUGGGGGGAACCCAGGCCCACCCACCCUCUACUCUGGGUUCCAGCCUAGGGCCCUGUGGACUGCAGCUGUCUAUAAUGCCUCCUGUAACAGUUGCAUGACAGCUACAACUCCCUGGGCUACUUCCCCAUGGCCUCCUCCAAACACCUUCCUUAGUCUCACCACAGGACCUUCCUCCUGGUGUCUGAUAAUGCUUGUGCACCUCAGUCCUCCAGCAGCAUAGCACACACUCUCAGCUCCUCACCACAAACUGCAGUGAGCUCCUUUUUAAAACCCAGGUGCCCUGAUUAGCCUGCCUUAAUUGAUUCUAGCAGCUUCUUCUUAAUUGGCUCCAGGUGUCCUAAUUAGCCUGCCUGCCUUAACUGGUUCUAGCAGGUUCCUGAUUACUCUAGUGCAGCUCCUGCUCUGGUCACUCAGGGAACAGAAAACUACUCAUCCAGUGACCAGUAUAUUUGCCCUCUACCAGACUCCUGUACCCCACUGGUCUGGGUCUGUCACAGUACAUACACCCUGCUCGCUGCGCCACUGUGAUGUUCCCCUCUGGUGUUAUCUGGACUGGUGAUCUGCUAGGCCACUCCAAUCCUUGACUAUGGGGGGUGGGAUAGCUCAAUGGUUUGAGCAUUGGCCUGCUAAACGCAGGGUUGUGAGUUCAAUCCUUGAGGGGGCCACUUAGGGAUCUAGGGCAAAAUCGGUACUUGGUCCUGCUAGUGAAGGCAGGGGGCUGGACUUGAUGACCUUUCAAGGUCCCUUCCAGUUCUAGGAGAUAGGAUAUCUCCAUUAAUUAUUUAAUGGGAGCCAGCCUUACCCUGCUCUGCUGUGAGAACCCCCACUCCUGGGCUGGUCAUGCACAGCCUCUGGCAUGUAAGCUGCUCCUUGGAUUGUGCAACCAAAUGACACUAGCCAAUAUCUCCAGUCCCAGACACAACCCUAGGAACCUCCGUCUUGCAGUGUCCAGUUAUGCCCACUGGAUGCUGCAAGCUUAUAUGAGUUUGUCAAUUUAACAAAGAAAUUGAUAUGUACCAGGCUUGUUAUCCCAAGGGGAGUCUCUGACACACUUCAAACCAAACGCGCUGCUUCAGGUAGAAUAAACAAACACAUUUAUUAACUACAAAGAUAGAUUUUAAGUGAUUAUAAGUCAAAGCAUAACAAGUCAGAUUUGGUCACAUGAAAUAAAAGCAAAACGCAUUCUAAGCUGAUCGUAACACUUUCAAUGUCCUUACAAACUUAGAUGCUUCUCACCACAGGCCGUCUGGUUGCCCUUCAGUCAGGCUCUCCCCUUUGAUCAGCGCUUCAGGUGCUUGCUGUGGUGUCUGUAGAUGUAGUGGAAGAGAGAGAGAGAGCAUGGCAAACAUCUCUCCCUUUUAUCAUGUCCUUUCUUCCCUCUUGGCUUUGCCCCCCCACCCUCAGAGUCAGGUGAGCAUUACUUAGGGCUUGUCUAUACUUACAUUUUAUAGCGCUCUAACUUGCUGGCUCAGGGGGGUGAAAAAUCACCCCCCUGGCACUCCCGUGGCAGCGCUUUGAAGUUUCUAGUGUAGACAUAGGCUGAGUCUCUCCAAGCAAGGUUGAGCAAUUCCCCUGUUGUGGCCUCAUGCAGGUGAGUCAUUGCAUUGUAGUUCCCUUGCUGGACAACAGCUUCCACCCCACCAUCAACCUCAGCCUGGACCAAUCUACACGGGAGGUCCACUUCCUAGACACCACGGUACAAAUAAGUGAUGGUCACAUUAACACCACCCUAUACCGAAAACCCACCAACCGCUAUGCCUACCUUCAUGCCUCCAGCUUCCAACCUGGACACACCACACGAUCCAUCGUCUACAGCCAAGCGCUGAGGUACAACCGCAUUUGCUCCAACCCCUCAGACAGAGACCAACACCUACAAGAUCUUCACCAAGCAUUCUCAAAAUUGCGAUACCCGCAGGAGGAAAUAAGGAAACAAAUCAACAGAGCCAGACAUCUACCCAGAAGCCUCCUGCUACAAGACAAGCUCAAGAAAGAAACCAACAGAACUCCACUGGCCAUCACCUACAGUCCUCAACUUAAACCUCUCCAACGCAUCAUCAGUGAUCUACAACCCAUCCUGGACAACGAUCCCUCGCUUUCACAGACCUUGGGAGGCAGGCCAGUCCUCGCCCACAGACAACCCGCCAACCUUAAGCAUAUUCUCACCAGCAACCACGCACCGCACCAUAACAACUCUAACUCAGGAACCAAUCCAUGCAACAAAUCUCGAUGCCAACUCUGCCCACAUAUCUACACCAGCAACACCAUCACAGGACCUAACCAGAUCAGCCACAACAUCACCGGUUCAUUCACCUGCACGUCCACCAAUGUAAUAUACGCCAUCAUGUGCCAGCAAUGCCCCUCUGCUAUGUACCUCGGCCAAAUUGGACAGUCACUACGUAAAAGGAUAAAUGGACACAAGUCAGAUAUUAGGAAUGGCAAUAUACAAAAACCUGUAGGAGAACACUUCAACCUCCCUGGCCACACAAUAGCAGAUUUAAAGGUAGCCAUCCUGCAGCAAAAAAACUUCAGGAAAGAGAAACUGCUGAGCUUCAGUUCAUUUGCAGAUUUGACACCAUCAGCUCAGGAUUAAACAAAGACUGAAUGGCUAGCUAACUACAAAAGCAGUUUCUCCUCCCUUGGUGUUCACACCUCAACUGCUAGAAGAGGGCCUCAUCCUCCCUGAUUGAACUAACCUCGUUAUCUCUAGACUGAUUCUUGCCUACAUAUUUAUACCUGCCUCUGGAAACUUCCACUACAUGCAUCUGAUGAAGUGGGUAUUCACCCACGAAAGCUUGUGCACCAAUACGUCUGUUAGUCUAUAAGGUGCCACAGGACUCUUUGUCGCUUUUUGCUGGACAAUGGCUGUUGAUGGUUGUUUGACACCCCGCCCAGGUGUUGGUUACUUUCUUUGCAGUUGCCUCUGGGAAGCUAAUAUCUGGCUGAUUCCCCAACUUACAGCAUGUUCUAGUGACAACCAUACUACACAAUUCUCAUCUGCAUGAAUGAUAUACAUAUAUGGAUAGAGAACUGACUUUCAGCAGAUCAUAACUUUUCCCCUGAUACCUUACAAGGCAUGCUUUAUACAUAAGAUCAGUAUUAUAUGAAAAUGAGGAAUAUGGGGGUGACAGCAUGCUCCCCUAGGGGAUAGAAUGUCACAGUGGAUUAUUGUGACAUUUUAUGAACUGGCACAUACCUUUUGCAUUUGAUCUUACAAUUGGGGUUAAGUGUUUAGGUCCAUUAAGCACAACAGACACUAGGGGCCUGUGCUGAUACUGUGUGUGGAGGGAGCUCUCUGAAGGCCUUUGGGGAAGAUCUUCUUCCCUGUGAGAGUUGGUUUUCCUAUCAGGGACCAUUCUGCCCCUGCGGAUACAGGAGAGGAAUCUCUCUAAGGGAGCAGGAGCCGUGGGGGCUCUGACUGCCUGGGAGCUGGGCAGCCUGUAGUUAGGAGCAAAUGCAGAGACCCCUGCAGUCUCCUGUUCUCUCCCUGGAUCUAGGUCUUUGAACACAGUCUGGGGGACAAGCUGUGGGUUAGGGGGUUUCUGACUCUGAAUGCUCUGUCC